Molecule: messenger RNA, 1296 nt
Organism: Suillus discolor
Lineage: Eukaryota; Fungi; Basidiomycota; Agaricomycetes; Boletales; Suillaceae
Exons: 4
Coding region: 1-1296 (431 amino acids)
Source: RefSeq, a predicted model, not a curated record
AUGAAAGACAAAGACCUCACAUCCAUAAAAGCCCUCUCCCAAUCAUCCCGCCCUUACCCCAGCACUCCCCGUCUCACAUCUCAAUCCUCCUGCGUCGGGCCAAAGUACUUCUCCUCCAACAUCCUCCCAGACGACGAUAAUAUGGAUGAUCUCCUCAUGACACCGCUACCUGAUCCACACUCCCCAGAACCACUCCAGUCUCCUCCCGACACCCCUACCCCAGCUCCUCGCGAAAUCCCUGCGCCCCCCCCACCUGAUGACCUCCUCAUCAUGCAGGAGUUUCGUGUAACAUCCUCCAUAGAGAACCCUGUAGCGGGCGUCGCCAAAAACAGAAUAGCGGAAUCCAUCCACGCCCCAUCUAACUCUGCGGACCAGACAAUGACAAUCCUGGCUAGCCCCACCUCCAUGCACAUCCCAACCCCAGAGGAGGAGGUCAUCCUUGCGCAUCUAGCCCUGGCGGUUCACCCCAACCCAAUUGGAGGAUUCCUGAGUGUGCAUAUGUCUCACUCCGCUCAGAUCUUUGAUCACCUUGACAAUAAGGUAGAACACCCAAAGUUCAUGAUCAGAGUCUUCGACCACACCGGAAAAGAUGUCUUUGAAAGCAGUGGCAAACUUUGUGCACCAAGGCGCCCCUCCCGAGGAAGGAACUCCAAAGACUUCCCUGUCGGCUACCUAGUCCAUAACGUCUCAGAAGAGACAAAAGAACUCAUUCUAGGACAGCGAAUAUGGUCCGCCGUAGAUGUCACCUACAAGGCACUCCCUUUUAACUGUUCGCAAACACCAGAGCUCCUAUUUUGCCUUUCCGGCUUCACCACCUCUGAUACCAACAUCAUCCGCAAAAUGGUCGCGGAUGUUUGGGCCCUAGACGAGAACAGAGGCUACAUCAAUGAUAUUUUUUUCAUGAGUGAGAUAUGCAAAGAGGAGAUGGUAUACAAAGCUACACGAGACCUAAUCAGAUUGAUCUGCGUAGAGCACCUUGACUUCAAAGUCACAGGCGGACUCUCAGUACCCCGCUUCAACAUUUUCGCCAUUAGCCCAACCAAUGACGCCAAAGCUUGGACUGACCUGAGAGGCUUUCUCCACCUCCUAGACUAUCCAACAGAUCUAGAUGGCUGUGGUGCCACAGUCGCUCUAUCCCCCUGCCCAAUCUGCCAUUCCCUCGCCCACCCGCGCGGCCUAUGCCCGUUCCCCAGCAUUCCAAAAUGGAAUGGCCCCACCAUGGGAUUUAGAACGGCAAUCAACGCGUCCUGCCAACCUGGAAGGAUGAGAAACAGAAAACCUGGAAGGAACACCUAG